Molecule: messenger RNA, 2856 nt
Organism: Pseudogymnoascus verrucosus
Lineage: Eukaryota; Fungi; Ascomycota; Leotiomycetes; Thelebolales; Thelebolaceae
Exons: 9
Coding region: 1-2856 (951 amino acids)
Biological process (GO): regulation of DNA-templated transcription
Molecular function (GO): DNA-binding transcription factor activity, RNA polymerase II-specific; zinc ion binding
Source: RefSeq, a predicted model, not a curated record
AUGUCUUACUCUAUCGGUCCACCUAAAAGGUCAGAACUUCCAUCCAACGCUCUGCGCCCCGACGAUGAAGAUGUCAUACAACCAUACUUCGACAAGGAGCACAAGAAUCCACUAGCUCUCAUCCUAUCAACCCUAUUCGGCCUUAUUUCCCUCGACGAGAGACCAGUUGGCAUACUAUACGAUCCGUACCUAUCCCUCCAACCCAAACCGGCGGCUGCCGCCAUGCCCGCAACGCUGAUGACCGAGCCGGCGCCGAUGGACAUAGGCAUCAACGUCGCCCUAAACAAAUACUGCGGUAUCGAAUCCGCCGCCUUUGCCCUCGCCGUAAUCCACCCAGAUGGCCAGAUCUCUACCUUCGUUUCCGACGACAUGAAGACGGACCCCAAAUCCCUCUUCACGCCUGAAUUUCAGAAUGAGCUCCUCAUGGGUUCCGGCCGCCAGCCAUUGCGUCACAAUAUGCUCAAUUGCGAAUUCAGUGCAGAGGGGACGGAGAUGCAAAGCCAGACCUGCAACAACGCCCGCUGCCGCGGCCAAAUCAACGCAUCGGUUCGGAAUCGUCUCUCUGCCCCCUCCAACAGUGCCAACAAUGACGACUACUCCACCGACUCGUCUAGGAGCCCAGGGGGUCGCAAGCGCAUCCGCGCUGCCGUCCCUGCCACCCAUACCCUUCCCACCCGCACAAUCUCCAUCGGCGACGACGCCGCCCGCGACGAUGUCUACCGCCAGUGCCUCAAGGAUAUACAACAGAAUGGGUGCAAGGUCCUUGGAAAGGCAUGGGUCAAGCUCCUCGAGCCAAAGAAGCAGCGUACGUACCCAUACACUAAGGGUGCGUCGAAGAGGCCUCCGUGGUGGCCCGCAAUGACGGGACCAAACAAGAUCAGGCAUAAGGAGCCAGAUCACUUGCACAAGCGCGAGCGCAUCAUCCUUCUCAUGCACAUCCUCGGCCUCGUCGUAAACCAAGAUUCUAAGAGCCAGGCCCGCCUACGCGGUGUCACCGUCGCAAAGCUUGAGGAAGUCACCCGCGAAGCCAUGGCCACCUGGUUCGCCGACCGCGAAAAGCCUAAGAACGCCGAGAAGCGCCCCUUCCUCACCCAGCUCUUCCAAGUCCUCUACAGCGAAGAGCGCUAUCGCCGCGGCGAGCUCGACGGCUCCACAACCGUGUGCGUCAACGACGGCGCCGGAGUACCAGACGAGGAGGAGGACGACGACGCCGAUUAUGAGGAUGAGGGUUCCGACAUCUCGCCACAGCUCUACCAAGCACAACCCAUCCUCCCUACCCCUCUAUCCUCGCUCUCCCCAUUGCAUACAAUCACAAGCACCACCACUGCCAGAGAGGACUACCAACACACCACCUAUCCUGCUUGCGCCUGGACCACACAGGAAAUGAACACCUAUAACAGCUCCGCCUGGCCCGCAUUACCAGCGGCGCCAUCAGGACCAAUGCAGCAGCAAUGGCAUGGCUCAGUGUUUGAUGGAGUCCCGAAGACGGGUUUUGGGGGCGCGGGUGGUGAUGGAUGGAGUCUGACAAUUACUCCCCCCACAGGCGAAAAAGCAAAGCGCGACGCAGAAAACCAGCUCCACGCAGGCAACUCCUACACUAUACCAGAUAGACACAUUGCUGACAAUAGUUUCAGCAGAAAGAGGCCAAAACCUAUGGGAAACCGCCUCUGCCGCAAGCGCAAGUUGAAAUGCACCGGUACGACCCCUUGCCACCGAUGCAUAUCCAGCAAUGAGACAUGCACCUACGAGCGCUGUAUGGGGCGACAACUGCGUCCUGGGCCGGCGCAGCAGGAGGAUGCUGUCACAUCGAUCCUUUUGUCCUCCUCGCCGCAUAACAGUUACGCCUCUGACGACUACGAGAUGGGUUGGGAGGCCCCGCUACUGCUCAGCAAACAAAGCGGAGAGUUGACAGGCGCAAUAGCGAUAUUAAGCACCGACAGCCUCUCUAGCGGCAAAGAGGUGAUCUCCUCCUUAGAACCACUCUCUGCCGCCCUUUCCCCCGCUACAAAAGAAAUGUCGACGAUGAUGCGUCCAUCGCAACAUCCGGCACAUCCAGCUCCAGCGUUAAGCCAAGAGCAACAAGCUAUGUUGAGUACAAACUGCUUCUGGUGCAUCACCUACAAGCCCAGCGGAGAGAAAUGCACCAACGGCAGCGGCUCGGGCGACCAUAGGAUGGGCUUGGAGCCACCCCCCCAUCUUGGCAAUCAAAAUGAAGAAUUGGCGGAAACGAUAUCGAGCAUCUACAGCCUCUCUGGCGACAAAGAGGCGGUUUCCUUGGAACGACACUCUACCGCCGUUUCUGCCACCGUACCAGAAACCCUAAAGUACAACACCUCCCAAACCCCUACAGUCGAAAUAAGCACGAACCUUCAUAAUUUGGUAGGGUCUUUCUGCAUCCAGGAAGGAUACGGUGAGCCCAUCACUAACGGCGACAAAUUUUCAAUACAUUAUGCCCUCUUCAAGUCCUCUGAAUUUGAAGCCUACUUUAGCACAUAUGAUAGGGGAACUUUAGAUGCUGUUGCUCAGCUGAAAUAUGAUCCCCUUCUAUGGAUGUUGGAAGAUGUGCUUGGGAAAAAGCUAGGAGACAAAUAUUUGUAUGAGACGCAUAGCGGCAUCAAGUGUUUGGUUGAGAUUGUCAGAGUUAAUGGUAUAUGGAUGAAUUGGCAGGCUGAGGAGGCGCAAGCACAGGACAGCAAGAGUUUCACACCCAACGAGGCCUUGCCAGACAAAUGGGACAGCCACUCAAUGCGCUCCUUGUCUUGCGCGGACGGCGAAAGCAAAUCAGAAGGCGAGGAUAGUAGAAGCGGAUCUGGAGGCGGCGUAGGUGCUGGCGGUGCAGGCGCAAGUACAGCAUAA